CCAGAAUGUUCUACGAAUCCUGAUUCUGUAAUCUGACAGUUGACAUUUGAAGUUUUCUCAUUCUCAUUUCAUGGGAUCAUUUACAUUUUCGUCAUAACAUCUGUUUUACUAGAGGAAGCAUUUUAGGCCAGUAUGAAACCAGUAUCAUCCACAUCGCCAAAUAGUCAUGAAAGGAAGCCUAAUGAGCGGAAUGAAUCGGAUGGUCGUAAAAGGGUAGAAUCUAGCGAUCCUGAAAGAAUUAAAAUAAUAAAACUGUGUGAAACGAAGCACGCUUUAAGCAGUAAUAUUGGAUUGACUUGGUUUAAGGCUUUAGAAGAAGAGUUCUCCAAAGAUUACUUUGCAAAACUCUCAAGAUUUUUAUAUUGUGAAAGGGGUGGAUACACAGUAUGUCCAGAACCCGAACUUGUUUAUGCAUGGACUCGUUAUACAGAAAUACAAGAUGUUAAAGUUGUCAUUUUAGGAAAUGAGCCAAGUCCUAUAGCCAACAAAUCUCUUGGUUUAGCAUUUAGUGCACGAGGCGGGUAUGGAAUUCCUGAAAGCUUGAAAAACGUAUAUAAAGAACUUUCUAUGGAUAUAGAAGGAUUCAUACCCCCACCUCAUGCCUGUCUUGAAGGAUGGGCUUCUCAAGGGGUAUUAUUACUGAAUAUUUGCCUCACUGUUCGAACGCAUUGGCCGAAGUCUCAUCAACACAAAGGUUGGGAGAACUUCACAGAUGCUGUGAUUCAAUGGAUAAAUAGUAAUUUAUCUCAUGUAGUUUUCUUGCUGUGGGGUAAAAAUGCUCAAGAAAAAUCUGAGUUGAUUAAUAAGAGAAAGCAUCUUGUCCUUACUGCAGCUCAUCCAUCAGAAUUAACUGCUCAUCUAGGAUUCUUCAGUUGUCGCCAUUUUUCCAAAACGAAUAUGUAUUUGAAGAAAUAUAAUAAGAAACCUAUUGAUUGGGCCCACUUACCUAUCUAAGAAAUAUUUUCUUGUGAUAAGAUGUGAAUCUUAAAAUACUAAUUUUAUUACUUAUUGUAAAUUAAGCUAUUUCAAAUAACUUUUAUAUAAGUGUCA
This is a messenger RNA of Argiope bruennichi, 1050 nucleotides long. Its product is annotated as uracil-DNA glycosylase-like. Gene Ontology annotation, biological process: base-excision repair, AP site formation via deaminated base removal; base-excision repair. Bases 133 to 954 code for a protein of 273 amino acids. Gene Ontology annotation, molecular function: uracil DNA N-glycosylase activity. The record is from RefSeq and is a predicted model, not a curated record. Gene Ontology annotation, cellular component: mitochondrion; nucleus. The transcript is spliced from 9 exons. NCBI's taxonomy places the organism in Eukaryota, Metazoa, Arthropoda, Arachnida, Araneae, Araneidae.